AUGGCGCGUAAAGGCCCUGGUACAGACGGCCCUCUACAGACAGCCCUUCUGGAAUCCACGUCUGCAACCACGACAAGAGCUUCUGAAGGACAGAAGAUCUUCAGCCCCAUAGCUGCGUUCCUUGAUAAACACCGCAGCCAAACCACCGGUCUUGCCCCUCACCUUCUGAGAGCCCUCACCGCUCUAAGUGAUGACCUCGCCUUGGUAGCCCAACAACAUUUCAACGCCUAUAUCAGUGGUAUCUCGAUGAUCUUUAUUCUACCUGCCCUGUCUCCUUCCACUUCCUCUUCUCUCACCCCGAAUCCCUUAUCCCCUUUACCCCCUCCCUUACGUCCCCCCUCAGGUCUUGAACAGUCAACUUAUACAACUAUUACCCAAUAUGCCCCAGUCAAAUCAACUCCCACUACUCACUCUAAAGCCUCCACUGGCUUUGCACUAUGCACCCCUCUUAAUGCUGGCUAUGCGGCUUCUCAAAGCAUACUGAAGAGGGCUAUGUUAACCGCUGCACAGCCCUGGAGCCUCAUCAAUGUCCUCCCAGAUACAUAUACUGCCAUAAAUUAUAUCCAGCUGAUUCCCUAG
Messenger RNA from Talaromyces stipitatus ATCC 10500, 579 nucleotides. RefSeq lists its product as uncharacterized. The coding region runs from base 1 to 579 and encodes 192 amino acids. The record is from RefSeq and is a predicted model, not a curated record. The transcript has 2 exons. NCBI's taxonomy places the organism in Eukaryota, Fungi, Ascomycota, Eurotiomycetes, Eurotiales, Trichocomaceae.